Messenger RNA from Centruroides sculpturatus (bark scorpion), 1594 nucleotides. Its product is annotated as UPF0547 protein C16orf87 homolog. The coding region runs from base 144 to 677 and encodes 177 amino acids. The transcript has 3 exons. Lineage: Eukaryota; Metazoa; Arthropoda; Arachnida; Scorpiones; Buthidae. The record is from RefSeq and is a predicted model, not a curated record.
GCCCAAAGUAUUUGUUAAUAAUCAAUUUGGCAUCAAUUCCUCGUAUGAUGUCAUUUGGUGAGGUCACAGUUAUUUACUUUUAUCUUAUUAAAAUAAUAUCGUAUAUUGUUUUAUAGUGGAAUAUAAUGAAUUUAUAAUUCGAAAUGCCAAAGAAUAAGAUGGUGACAAAGCCAUGUCCCAAGUGUAAACAGCAGGUUCCUGUUGCAUGUAAGGCCUGUCCCUGCGGUCAUGUGUUUUUUGUCGCCCGUCGUGCCGUCAGUAUUCAUAAAAUAGGUGCACGACGCGGUUCAGAUGAAGGUGGCGAAGGAGACAGAGAAAUAAAGAGAAGGAGAACAGAAAGGAUAAGAAGAGAAAGACCUAAUUAUUUUAAUGCAUUACAAAUAGAAAAUCAAUUAAAGUCGUUUCAGAGGAAAUCUCGUCAACGAACUGGAAACAGUACCAGUAGUAGCGCUAAUGAUUUGGAAGGCGAAGGCUCUAAUAGCGAAGAAGGAGGUACUGUUGCAUCAAAAAAGAGAGGAAGACCAAAAGGAUCCAAAGGAUUAGAUAAGGGAGAUAUUAAAUCAGUGGAAAAAGAAGAAGACAUGUUUGCUAAUAUAUCUGCCGAGAAAGCUUUGCAAUAUUCUGUCAUUUUAGCAGAAAUAAAUAGAAAAUUCUGUGCUCAACAAUUUAAAGUAUGACAUGUUUUAUAUUAUUUAAUUAAAAAUAAAUGAAUUUAAUUAGAGCAUUUUAUAAUAUACCAUUUCUGCUUUAUGGAAUUUUAUUAUAUCAGUUUCUAUUUGCAAAGACAAUAUAAAAAGUAAUUAAAUAAUGUAAAUUGAAUUGCUUUAAAAUGAAAAUUAAAAAAAAAAAAAAAGAUUUUAUUGUUAUCUUUUCUAAUAUUCUUAUGAUUUAAUCAUGUAUAUAUAUAUAUUUGUAUAUAUGUGUACACUGUAUAUACGUAUACGUGUGUAUAUUGUGAUUUUAAGUAAAUUUAGGAAGAAUAACGUUGAAUGUAAGAUAUUCCAUAAUGCUACAUUAAAAUAAUCAAUUGUUGUUGAUGAUAUUUUACAAAGAUCUUAAUGGACCUUUAGAUAAGAUAAAUUAGAUAGAUUUAUGAUAUUUGGACAUAAAGAAUGAUUUAAAAUUCCUAAAUUUACAUUCCUAAUUAAAGAAAAAUGCUAAACAAAUAAAUUAAAAUUAGCAAUAUUCUUGAAUAAAAUCAAAUUCUGUAACAAAUAAACUUAACUUUGUUAGUAUUAAUUUGAAUUAAUCUUAUGUUUACAAUAUUUAACAUUUAUAAUUUGAUGCUAUUUUAUGGAAUUAAUGGUGUCAAGAGCUAUUUCAUCUUAAAUGUCUAAUCGAGGCUUCAGGAUCUAUGAAAAUUUUUUAAAUUUACAAUACACUAAUUAUAAGUUUUGAAUUAAUAAUUCACAUCCUAUUAAAUUGAUUAAAAGCUUUAAUAAUUAAUAUUUUUGGGUAAUCAUACAGCUGUCAUCAGAUUUUAUAAUUAUGUAAGUAGCCAAAAAUUGGUUUAAUAAGUUAUGGAUUGCUAUUACUAUUAUUUACAGUAUGUAAACGUAAAUUUGGCCAUAUUUUGUGGUGGUUCAAUCAAAAG